Molecule: messenger RNA, 2936 nt
Organism: Colias croceus (clouded yellow)
Lineage: Eukaryota; Metazoa; Arthropoda; Insecta; Lepidoptera; Pieridae
Product: ATP-binding cassette sub-family G member 1-like
Exons: 11
Coding region: 184-2076 (630 amino acids)
Cellular component (GO): plasma membrane
Molecular function (GO): ATP binding; ATP hydrolysis activity; ABC-type transporter activity
Source: RefSeq, a predicted model, not a curated record
GGCAGUAAGUCGUCACGCAUUUCACGGAGCGAAAGUCGCGCGUGCCGGUUCCGACUUAUUAUAUUAUAUUUAUAUUAUUAUUAUAAACAUUUAAUUAAAAAGGAACUAAAUUGUAUUGGUGUGUGUGUAGUGGUGUUUUUGAAUCACACCUCCAAAGAAUGAAAAGAUAAUCACACACACAACAUGGAACCUCUACUCACUUCUUCCCUGGGACGGGCCCACCUGUCCCAUUUGCCCCAACGGCCCCCGGUCAACCUGAGCUUUCAGGACCUCUCGUAUACUGUGCAUAUUGGAAAAGUAUCAAAGCUCAUCUUGCGAAGCGUCAGUGGUGAAUUCCGAUCAGGACAAUUGACUGCUAUCCUCGGACCUUCGGGAGCUGGCAAGAGCACCCUGCUUAAUGUAUUGGCAGGAUAUCGAGUGGUCGGCGCAUCAGGGCUGGUCCACACCAACGGGGAGCCCCGCGACUUGCCUCGCUUCAGGAAGCUCUCCCGUUACAUCAUGCAGGAGGAUCUGCUGCAGCCCCUCAUCACGGUGCAGGAAUCCAUGGUUAUGGCAGCUGACUUGAAGCUUGGCAAUAACUUGACGACGAAGAAGAAGGCCGUGGUUGUAGACGAAAUUAUUCAGUUGCUACGACUAGGGAAGGCGCGAAACACGACAACUGAGAGACUAUCGGGAGGCGAGAGGAAGCGAUUGUCCAUCGCGUUAGAACUUGUUAACAACCCACCUGUUAUAUUCCUUGAUGAACCUACUACUGGUUUGGACGACGUGGCGUCUUCCACGUGCGUGUCUCUCCUCAAGCGUGUAGCCCGGGGUGGUAGGACGGUCGUCUGCUCUGUGCACACGCCCUCCGCCCGACUCUUCUCUGUGUUUGAUCACGUGUAUGUGGUCGCUGAUGGGAGAUGUGCCUAUCAAGGCACUUCUGCAGGGGUCGUACCCUUCUUGCAGCAGUUGGGCUUGCCAUGUCCUACUACGUAUAACCCAGCGGAUUUCAUAAUCGAAGUAUCAAGCGGCGAGUAUGGACCGCACGUUGAACAAAUGGUGUCUUCUGUUGAAAAUGGUAGAUGCCAGAAAUGGAGAAAUUACGCCAUUGAAGAUGCACCACUCCAAGAAGUAGAUAUAGAACAAUUAAACAGUGGAGUCGUCGCCAAACAUAAUUAUGAAUACGAAAGCACUGGAUACCAACAAUUCCAAGUUUUAGUUAAACGAAUGGUACUCCAAACAUUUAGGAAUAGGGACUAUUUAUGGCUAAGGUUCGUUCUCCACAUUUUUAUAGCAGUAAUAAUAGGAGCUCUUUUCAAUAACAUGGGUUUUGACGCUUCGAAGACAUUAUACAACUUUGGAUUCUGUUUCGCAUGUAUUAUUGCUAUGUUGUACACGCCUAUGAUGCCGGUUUUACUUGCUUUCCCCACCGAAGUGAUGCUAAUCAAACGUGAAUACUUCAACAGAUGGUAUGGUCUAAAGCCAUACUUCGCCGCCAUGUUCGUUUCCAGAACUCCCGCUACUAUAUUCUUCUCUUUACUUUAUCUGGCUAUAGUGUACCCUUGGACUGCACAGCCCAUGGAAUUAUCUAGAAUAUUGAUGUUCGUCAGUACGUGUAUUAUGGUGGCAUUGAUAGCUGAAUCUCUGGGCACGCUUAUAUCUUCUACGUUGAGUAUAGUGAACUCAAUGUUCGUCGGGCCAGUAGUAUCAGUUCCACUAAUGCUUCUCUCAGUAUACGGUAUCGGCAAUGGAGACGAUCCUCCCCCCAUCGUAUGGAAACUGGCUCGGGCUUGUUCCUUCAUGCGAUAUGGGCUCGAAGGACUUGUAGCGGCCAUAUAUGGGGCUCCAAGGGCUGACCUCGUGUGUCCUGAUGAUGUGGACUACUGCGAGUAUAAGAACGUCAAGUAUUUCGUGAAGCUAAUGGGAAUGUCUGGAGUAUCUUACUGGGUGGAUAUAUCAGUCCUCUUCCUAAUGCUCCUAUCUAUGAACCUUGCUGCCUAUUAUCUUCUGCGACAGAGACUAUCACCUAACUACGCUUUUAGAGCCAUCAAAGUUAUUGGAAGAUUUAUUAAGAACAAAAUGAGUGUUUCGCAUUAGUUUAGAAAUUGAAUGAGAACUGUUAUAUUCCUAUUGAUAACAUUGACCUUGGUGUAAAACCAAUAUUAUUAUGUAUGUAAUAUUUAUUUUAUAAAAUUUUGACGUUUAAAUAUCAGAAAUGAGUAUCGAACUUAGGACUACUUCUGCGCGAAAUGACAAAUGCGUAAUAAACGAAAAAUUGUAUAUAGAAUUGAUUAAUUGUAUAAAUUAUUUUGCUUUGCUAUAUUUGCUCAAUUAUAACUAGUAGAUACUAUUUUAAUUUUGAAUCUGAUGAAAAUGUUUCUUCUGUAUAACAAUUUGUACAAAAAUUAAUCGUCCAUUAAAAAAAAAUAGAGGUAAUAUUUAUAGAAAGGUAAUGUUUGAAUUACUUUAAUGAUUAAUAUUUAAUUAAAUAAAUAUACUUCGUUCCUUAUAAGAAAGAAGCAAUUAAAAAUGUAUAAAAUAAGACAAUGGCAUAAUUAUUUGUAUAAUAAUAGUAUUUUAUAUUUAUACUGUAUACAAAAUAAUAAUAAAAUUGGCAUAUUGUGUUAAACAUUUUAGUCCAAGUGAUUUAUUGAAUGAAUAUUGUUUCAGAUAUUUUAUCUAUGUGAAUAAAAGAGAAACCGAUAUUUCAAUAUUUAUUUAUAAUAUAUAAUAGUUUAAACAGUUCUCUAGUAUGAAUGAAUAAUAUUUAUGUGUUUACCCAAUGACUGAAUGAUUGACUAAGGAUUUAUUCUUAUAGAACGUAAAUAAUCCAGUGUGAUAUCUAGAUUGUAAGACAUUGUUUAAAUGUGAUUUAAGCUGUACCUAAGGUUUAUGUAGUGUUGUUUUAUUAAGUUAUGUUUCAUUAUAAGGAGAUGGAAUAAAGAUUUUUUACUUUU